This is a messenger RNA of Ascochyta rabiei, 1119 nucleotides long. RefSeq lists its product as uncharacterized. The record is from RefSeq and is a predicted model, not a curated record. The transcript is spliced from 4 exons. NCBI's taxonomy places the organism in Eukaryota, Fungi, Ascomycota, Dothideomycetes, Pleosporales, Didymellaceae. The coding region runs from base 1 to 1119 and encodes 372 amino acids.
AUGUACCUGCGCCCAGGCUUCAUCGUGGUGAUUGUGGGAUGCGUCUUGACAGGACUGUCGAGCGUAGUGGUCGCUUGUCGCUACUACUGCCGCUACUAUCUGGUUGGCACCGUGACAGCGACGGACCAUCUCAUGCUCACUGCUCUGGUGCUUACCUGGGGUAACCUGGUGGUGAACUACUACAUGGAUGAGACAAGCAGCCAUACCCGGCCAAGCUAUUAUCGCAUUCCGGAGAAGCGGCCGCUCAUGAAAGAGCAUGUCAAAGGCAUCAUGAUCACGUGGUGGGUGUACCGCAUGUCGUACGUGGCAGCGCUCUGCUUUGUCAAGCUCAGCAUCCUCUACUUUUUCAAAAGCAUCGCAUCGCACCGUACCCUGCGGCACGUCGUCAACGGCACGAUUGUCUUCGUCGGCGUGUACUCGCUCGGGGCGAUCAUCGCCGCGGCAUUCCAGUGCAGGAAGCCGUCCGAUGCAUGGAACACAGACGUCUACUUUGCCCAGUUCGACACAACGCCGAACCCGGAUACGCCGAAGACGCAAUGCUACGAUCCGACCAUAUACUUCAUGUUUACUGCCGCCCUGAACCUGUUCAGCGACGUGGUCAUCCUGCUGAUCCCAAUCCCUACGCUGCUGAGCCUCAGCGUGCCACUGCGACAGCGCCUGGCUCUCGUAGCGAUCUUCUCGGUUGGCAUGCUGGCCAUCGUAGCCUCCUCAGUACGCAUGCGCGUGAUGACGCUCUGGGCAGCCUCGCCGUGGAACAGCGCCAUCUAUGGGUCCGACCUGCUCCUCUGGGGCCAAGUGGAAACGAACAGCGGCAUCAUCUCAGCGUCGGUGCCGUUCCUGCGGCUGCUGUUCAAGCGCAAGGAGCGCGUGGAGCGGCUGGCAUCUGGACGCAAGGUUGCGGAGAUAUGCAGUCCCCGUGUGGGCGGGAAACCGCAGCUCGAGCCGUUGGAGAUGGACACGGUGGUGUUGUGCCCCAAGGCUGCGCACGAGCUUGGCGACGAGAAAGACGAGGAGGCGCAGACGGGGUGGAGGCCGUUCAUCACCGUGCCAGCGAGCCUGGGAGAACGCAGCUGGGACAGCACGAGGGCGGCGCCUACCAGUCCGAAGACGCUGGCCUGA